UCGCGACGCUGACGGCGCUCACUUGAAUUCUCGCCGCGUGUCCGUUGGCCGACUCGCCGUCAAGUCCCAUUCGGAGCAGAGUUUGAAACGCGACGGAGCCGGAAGUAGCGCGCUUCCGCCACCAAUCCUUCCGUCGUACGAGAUCGACAUGUCUUUUUAGAUAACAGAGAUAUAUCCCUUCAGAUCGUUAUACUCGAUUCCGUCGUUCUUCUCUGUCAUCGAGCUUCACGAGGUUAAUUAGUUAUUUCUAUAAUCGAGCUUUAAUAGCUUCGAUACACUUGGUCGAGUUAUGUGGUGCGCGGGUGACGAGAAAAGACAGUGGAAAUCGUCCGUAAUUAGUAAAAGCCUUAGAAGAAUAUGUUGUACAGAGUCUCCAAGAACGAUGUAUGUAUUUUAUCAAUCCGUACGAUCUGAGUCUCCGGUAAUGCUAUUUUACUGCUAGAAGGGAUCUUGAAACGUCGAUACACGAGUGAUGAGGUAGGAAGAAAAAUCGGGGAUAUGGUCAGAGUAUUUUGACAAUAAAGAGAAUACUCUAUCAGAGGUGAAAUAAUUUUAGGAUUUCAUUAUUCCUGGCAAAUUCUUCAGAUUCUGAACCGUUCUAAUACUACAACUCUCGAAUUAUUCCAACACGGUUAGUGAAUUCUGAAAAUUCGAAAAAGUGAUGGAACCUUUCGUUACCAGAUUAUUUAUUAACUGGGGAAUCAGUAGUCGAUUCUGGUGAUAUUUGCGCCUUUUCGUUAUCGCUGACAAGUCGAGUCAAUUUUUAUGAAUGAAAAACAUUCUGUUGGGUUUCCUUCCUCGGGUUUCUUGCGGUGAUAUCAUUCGUGAAUUGUUAAACUGUAACGUGACAAUUCUGUACCGAUCCAGAACUUCGAAAUACCGGAAGAUGAAACUAAGAACUCAGACAGGCAUGACAAAGUGGAACACCGAGAAUUGAAGUUUUGGGGAUUUAUGUGGCCUACUUCGGCGUAGUCCUUCUCUCCAAGGAUACACAAGAAUGCUGAGGAGAUGAUUGGGUAUUAAGGUGAAGGUGUCAGUGGUUCUAGAAGUUACUGCCACCGUAAUUUUUGCCUAGUGAAAUGGAGAUAAAUGGAACAGACAGCAGCCUAAAUGGCACUGAGGCUAAUCGCACUACUUCUCCAGUCUUCAUUAUCAGCACGCGUUAUAUGACACAAUGGAAACGGGAGAGGCAACGGGAACGUCUUUGUCGCAUGUACAAUCAGAUUUUGACGGAAUGCUCGCAGCUAAAUGGAAGCUGGCCUGACCCGGAUGAUCCGCGCUGGAGCAGCGGGGAAUAUGUAGAACUUCUGUCAGACUGGUUUCCGUCAAAUAUUACCAACGGAACGAUAACAGGAAAUGCAACAACCUUAUCAACUGCGGAACCUUUUGCGCCUGUUCUACCGCCCUUCGAACUUUGGCAGACGAUACUGAUUGCUUUCUCCCUCGCAUUAUGCAUACUGUUAACUGUCGGCGGUAACAUUCUCGUCCUUCUGGCAUUUAUCGUAGAUAGGACCAUCAGACAACCGAGCAACUACUUCAUUGCCUCAUUAGCAGCUACUGAUAUGCUUAUUGGCACCGUCUCCAUGCCAUUCUACACGGUCUACGUUCUGAUGGGAUAUUGGAAUCUUGGGCCCUUGCUUUGCGAUUUAUGGCUGUCCGUAGAUUACACGGUAUGCCUGGUAUCCCAGUACACAGUAUUACUGAUUACGAUUGAUCGAUUUUGUUCAGUGAAAAUAGCGGCACGAUAUCGCAGCUGGCGCACGAAAAACCGCGUAAUCUGGAUGGUCACCAUUACUUGGAUUAUCCCAGCCUUGCUCUUCUUUAUCAGUAUUUUCGGUUGGGAACAUUUUAUCGGCUAUAGAGACUUAGAUCCUGGCCAGUGCACUGUUCAAUUUCUCAAAGAUCCUGUUUUUAACACUGCUCUUAUCAUUGGCUAUUAUUGGACGACACUCGUGGUUCUAUUUAUUCUUUACGGUGGUAUAUACAAGACAGCUUAUGACAUGCAGAAGAAGAGCGAGGCAAAACAGCGAAAGAUGCAAUCCAUGGUUGCUCUAAGUGCCGGUGCAAUGUCUGGCAUGGCAGGUCGUGCAGCAGGAAUAGGAAUAUCGAAGACACAGAGCACUCUUUUGAGCCAGGAUAAGCCAAAAUUGAGUGCAUCGGUUGAAGAAGGAACAGGUGGAGAUGGUUCAGGACAGAAAUCUUCCUCAAAGACUUCUGGAACUGGUGCAACCGAUUCGACUGAAAAGCAAGUGUAUGGAAGCACCGUCCCCACAGAGACAGAAAAAUCAGAAAGAUCUAGUAGUCCAGCGUUUGAUUCCGACGAAGAGAGCACUAUGGGCCCGGCUCAACAGCUCAGUAGCAUCAGAAAACGAUCCUCUCUAGCUGGACUGGUUGCUCAAUCUGGCGCUCUUCCAGUUUUCUCGACUAAUGGCCACUUAAAUGGAAUCGUACCCGCGAAGAUUGACAUGAACAUGCAGUCGAAAAAGUUUCUCUCGGUGAACUCGACGUGCGACAUAGGUACAACGACACAGAAAGCUCAGACAUUGCCAAAGAUCCAAGAAUUGAGUCUCUUAGAUACAGACAACGUGCUAGAUCCUGAGAAAUCGAGUAGUCAGACGUUGACACCUGAACAGUCUCACUGGAAUGGUGAUGGUCCCAAUCAACAGCAACCCUUGACCUCCGCUGAGACAUCACCACCCACUCAUCCUACUCGGUCUAUUAGCAGCAGCCAACAAAAUAUUAUACCACCGCCUACGCAAUUUCAAAGUAGUCCACAAGUCUCUGACAGUCCUUCUACUUCGUUAUCUGACAGACCUAAGUCACUCGUUGUGUCUUCUCAUGGCACUGGUACUUACGACAUUUUGACUGGCUUGGAUGGCGGAGACUUGAGAUACAUGGACGAGAGUUCGGUAAUUUUACCAAGUCCUUCUUACGAAAGUCCAUCGUCUUCUUUGUCGUACAGCUUAGCGAAUCCUCUAUCGAGUGCACCGUCAUCUCCAAUUUUAGGAAACGUGUCUGCAGCGCCGAAUACGAGUUUGUUACAAGCUGCUCUAAUCAGAGCUACGGCGCAACAAGUCAACAACCAACAAUCGGGUCAGAAUAAACAAAGUCAGCCUCAACCGGUGAUGUCUAAUGCAUCCAGUCAGACGCAUCCUCCUCGUGUAUUCAUCACUCAGAAAUCAAACGCUGCUUCUCAGACCUCACCAACCGUUAGCAAAGUGCAUACAGAGGUUACAGUAAAGGCGAAGGACACGAAGCAACAGCCUGUGACGACCAUUGUCAGCACACCUACAGUGGAAAAUUUUAACAGCGCGAUGAAUCAGUUUUCGGAUCCGGAUACGAAGGUCAAUCCUCCUCAGAAUUCAUCCUCUAGCGGUAGCAUGGUUCCAACGAUCUCUGGCACAACAGGAAACGAACAGGAUCCAAAGAAACAAUCGAAGAAAAAAGAUUGUAGAAGCAACGAGGAAGGUGGGUCCAGGAAAGAUUUCGUGAAGACAAUUGGCAAACGUUUGAAGACCAAGACGCAAAGAAGGGAUCCUUUAUUAGGACGACAGAAGUCUCGAACAGAGAAUAGAGCCAGAAAAGCGUUUAGGACGAUAUCUUUUAUUCUGGGCGCGUUUGUCGCCUGUUGGACACCGUACCACAUUUUGGCGCUAGUGGAGGGUUUCUGUUCGAACAAACCGUGCACGAACGAACAUCUAUUCAUGUUCUCAUACUUCCUGUGUUACACUAACAGUCCUAUUAACCCAUUUUGUUACGCCUUGGCUAACCAGCAGUUUAAGAAGACUUUCACGAGAAUAUUGAAGGGUGACCUGCACAUGACGUAAAAGAAAGGAUAAAGAUGGAAGGAGACGAGGAGGAGAUAGAAGAUGUAGCUUGGAGGUGAAUAUUACGAAGAAGAAGGCCUUCCAUGAUUAAAUACCGAAUUAUAUUUACACGCCAUGAUUAUGGUUAAAUUGGAGAAUAACGUAGUAAACAGUUUAAAUACAGACGAGUCGUGUAUCGUGUGCUUCAUGUAUAUAGUGAUAGAGGAUGCGUUGGUGUAGUUUUAGAUCGCAGUCAAGGAUGUACAUAAUGUAUAUGUAUGAAUAUUUGUUAAAUUCUUGUGCAGAAACAUGCGUAAGCAACAUGUAGAAAAAUAACGUAUUUAGAUAGCUUUAGGUAACUGUGCGUAUUACAAUAAUAAUCGCUACGAUAAGUGCUUCAAUAUAUAUAUAUAU
Bombus huntii is the source of this 4220-nucleotide messenger RNA. RefSeq names its product muscarinic acetylcholine receptor M4 (gene mAChR-B). Gene Ontology annotation, molecular function: G protein-coupled serotonin receptor activity; G protein-coupled acetylcholine receptor activity. Lineage: Eukaryota; Metazoa; Arthropoda; Insecta; Hymenoptera; Apidae. The coding region runs from base 1080 to 3827 and encodes 915 amino acids. The transcript has 5 exons. Gene Ontology annotation, cellular component: dendrite; membrane; synapse. The record is from RefSeq and is a predicted model, not a curated record. Gene Ontology annotation, biological process: chemical synaptic transmission; G protein-coupled receptor signaling pathway, coupled to cyclic nucleotide second messenger; adenylate cyclase-inhibiting G protein-coupled acetylcholine receptor signaling pathway.